UAAACUUGACAGUGCCAGAACCAUGCUGGGUUAGCUGACCCAUAUAGCAUUUGACAGGUGUUUGUGACUCACCUAACUAGUAUAUUCGACGGUACCGAUGUUUUCUCGCAGGAUGGGAGCAGUGCGAGGUUCCUCUUCGAUAUGACAACGCCGCACAAACCUACAGCAAAAUCAUCGAACGCUCUUUUGAUAGGGCGGCCUGUAGGCUCGCAUCGCUCUGUACCUGCCUCUUCUUUCCAUACAUCUUGGUGUGUUGUAUUCGGAUGCAAAAUCAUCACAGGCUAUGACGCCAAGAUCAAGGCUACCCUCCCAAGGCUUGGAGCCAAGGGCGAAAUCUGGGGAUGGAAGCCUCUGCGACCUGAGAUGUUCCUGUCUAAUAGAAUAGGCAAACAUAGCCGAGUACUACAUCGGUUUUUGCAAGAGAUGAGUGGCUAUGUAUCUGAGAUCUUGUCUCGGGUGAUGGUUGCUCUUCCUGGCCGUCAAUGCAAGGCUGGGGUUGUAGUUACACGAAACUUUUAUCCAAUCCAUAGAGGAAAUUAUGCUUCGUCUCAAAAUCACGCGAAAGAGGCGUCCCCUUGGCAGGCGCAUCUGCAUCUCAUUAACCGGCUUGGCUCGUCUGGGUUGGCACAUAGCCUGGUGACAAUGAUGGCUUCAAUCUAGACCAUGUUCGGAUCCGGAGAUUCUGUUGUUCGACUAUUCCGUUCUCCAUUGUUCCGAUCGAAGCAUUUUCUCUACAGGUUUACUUCCCUUGCCCCGAACAUCAAGGUCACAAAAAUAUUGACGUAUUCCCUUACGGUCUACUCCGGCCCAUUCGUAAACGUGCAGAGUAGAGGGCCUUGCAGCGGGGUCAUGAACGAAUUUCCGCGGCAGUCCCGAUAAGCAAUACCCAGGGUGGUACGUAGUGUUUUGCAGGGAUCCCCGCAGAUGAGAGGAAAUGAAUUGCCCAAGUCUAAGGUUCCGAGUCCCAAGGUCCUCUGGCUGAACCCUGCUCGAUGCAGGGUCUUCCACAC
Aspergillus neoniger CBS 115656 is the source of this 1010-nucleotide messenger RNA. RefSeq lists its product as uncharacterized. NCBI's taxonomy places the organism in Eukaryota, Fungi, Ascomycota, Eurotiomycetes, Eurotiales, Aspergillaceae. The record is from RefSeq and is a predicted model, not a curated record. The transcript has a single exon. The coding region runs from base 142 to 660 and encodes 172 amino acids.